AUGUUUGCUUCUGUUUUAACAAAAUUAAGACUUGGAAACCAUCUCAAGAGCCUUACUACACAAACACGAACAUGCCACAGUGUGUUUGGUAUAAAGGAAUUAAUUCAACCACAGAAGCUGGGUAAUUUCAGAGUGUCGCAAGUGUCACCUGACGAGCACAAUAAGAUGUUGGAGAUUAUAAAGCAGUAUUACAUGCCAAAUCACGUAUUAGUGAGGGACCGCAACUUGGACCUUUCCAGCGAUUGCGCACUCGAUGAAUACUUCCUAAAUUUGUUUAAACAGGGUAAUUCUUUAUACCUCACUGCAGAAGACGGAACUGUGGCAGGGCUGAGUGUCAAUUUCGCUAGUAGUCCUGUUGAUCCCCGAAAUUUAAGAAAUUACGCAUUUUACCGACAAGACUCCAACACAAAAGAUUUUCUGUAUUUUAUGGCAAAAAUGCAAGAAACGCCAAAUCUGUGGGAUAUAUUUAAAGAGUCAAAAAUUUUCGAGAUAAAAAUGAUAGCGGUACUUCCUGAGUUCCGACGGCAAGGGCUGGCUACACUGUUAGCAGAGAAGAGCAAAGAAUUGGCUCACGAUCAGAACUACAAUAUUGUACGAAUGGACUGCAUCAAUCCGCACGACUACAAGAUUGCAGAGCGAUGUAUGAUGAACUGCGUAAUCAAGUUCCCCUUGCACAAAGUACGUGGGGCCACUGCUCCCUUCAUCAAACGCAGUUCCGAUCUCAACGUGCUCCUACGUGUUUAUGUAGCGGCGCGUGCGCAACCUAACGUCAAGGACAACUUAGAUCACGAGCUAAAAAGAUUAGAGCUGCUCAUUGAAUGA
Arctia plantaginis is the source of this 822-nucleotide messenger RNA. The record is from the annotation of a GenBank genome assembly. Lineage: Eukaryota; Metazoa; Arthropoda; Insecta; Lepidoptera; Erebidae.